This is a messenger RNA of Perca fluviatilis (European perch), 3604 nucleotides long. It is a transcript of the gene evc, whose product is annotated as ellis-van Creveld syndrome protein. Lineage: Eukaryota; Metazoa; Chordata; Actinopteri; Perciformes; Percidae. Gene Ontology annotation, biological process: smoothened signaling pathway. The record is from RefSeq and is a predicted model, not a curated record. The transcript has 20 exons. Bases 348 to 3242 code for a protein of 964 amino acids.
GCUCUCCUGUCUUGACGCAGCUCGCUUCUCAUCUUAAAUCUCCGUACACCCAUUGGUUCCGAGCACCAAUACAUGUCGUUUUGGGGGAAAAAAAGUUUUGCUGGAAGAAGUCGUUUCAAAUUGUAGGUUGCUUAUCUAUGUUUCAAAAUGUAAAACCUUUUAGAGCGUAACACGUUGAAAAUCAUAUGAGAUUAUUUUUACAGUCCGUGUUAAGUAUGCGAGCAAGAAAUUAAAUCGUAAAGAGUAAGCUAACGUUACUUUCCUUGAGAAAAGUUGUUAGCUAACGUAAGAUGUUACAAAAUGCUAACAUUCAUAACGUUAGUUGUCAUAACGUAGCUACAUGAAAAAUGACAGAGCAGUGCCUGUUGGAGAGAUGUCGCACUGAUGUGUUGGUCAGUUUCUCCGAGUCGCUGCACAUCUACACAGGGCUGUUAACAGUGGCUACAGUGUGUGGAGGGCUUUCGGGAAUAUUAGCUGUUGCUCUUUUGUACGUCUUCUGUCUGAAGCCGUUGCUGUUGACGAGACAAGGUUACAAUGCAAGGCGGCUGCUUGAACCUGACAACAACCAAAGUGACCAUGUCAGUAACGGCAGAAAGGAGGCUCCAAUAAGUGGCACAUCACAUGACAAAGAGAAGAAGCAGCCACCCAUGAACAGUGAUGUGGCUGCAUUUGCAUCCAGAGCAAAGGUGGUUUAUCCCAUCAACCAAAAAUACAGACCUUUAGCAGACGGAGCGUCCAAUCCAUCACUGCAUGAGCACUCCAAGUUGCCAGCAAUGCCUAACGAUGAGUCAUCCUCCUCCAUGGACGGAGAGUCUCUGAGCCAAGAGCAGGACAACGACGACAGCAGUCAGUUUAUCUCCUCCUCGGUGGUCCCCAAGAGCCUGCAGAACCAGAGCUUCACCAGAGUCUCUCACUACCCUCGCUCACUGACACAACCAGAUUUUGGGGGCAGGAUCAGCCUUUACUGUUUGGCCCUGCAGGAUAUACAACAACAUUGCUCCCAGCUUCAGGAAGAAAAAUGUCUGAUGUUUCUUCAAAUGGUGAAAAUAAUAUUCAGCUGUCAUUUUCCAAAAGACAAAUGUGCUGCUGACUUCUCCAAAAAUAUUCUUCAAAUGCAAGAAAAGGAACUGAAUGAGCUGAAGAAACAGUUGCCAACAAGCCACACUGCCAGCGAGAAAAAUUAUGACACUCCCUGUACUCUGGAAGAAAUAGAGAGAGCCCAAAAAGAUUUUCUUGAACGUGGCCUUCAAGUGUCCAGACGUUUCAGCAAACAGGUGGAGGACUUGUGCCAGCAUCUGCUGAAGAAGCCCAGCAUUUUCUCUCCAGAUGAAGCCCAGGGUGUGAUUCUCUCUCUCAUCCAGACUCUUCUGUUAGUAGAGAACCAUCUGAUGAACACACAAGAAGCUGAUCUUAAGAGGAUCCAGCAAAAGUUGUUGUGGUGGGAGGAGCUGACGGGGCUUCUCCAAUCCCAACCUGCCUUGCUAAGGCUGGAAGUGUCUCUGAGGCAGGGCUUGAUAGCAACAACACUGGAGCAGCUGACGAGUGAUGACGUCUUGACCUUUAGCCACAUGGAAAAGAUACUUUCAGAGGUCCAGGCAACUCUGACCGAAGGCCUUCAACAGUGCACAGAGGAGUGUACAAGGAAGACGAAGGAGCUGGUGAAUGACAAGUGCAGCAGAAUGGAGUCCAAGAAGAAGAAGCUUUUGAGGAGCCAGACCAAGGAGAAGAGCUGCGCCCUGGAACUGAGACAGCCUCACGGUGACCUACAGCAGCUCACCAAGGUGUACCAGGAGCUGCUGAUGAAACACAGACAACAGAUUUCUGACUCGGAGCAGCAGCAGGACAACAGGGUGGCUGAAGCCCUCUGUGACCAUUGGAAGAAACUCCGUGCCUCCUGGUCAAAGAGGCUUGGAGAGCUGGCCAAGGACAUUUUCCUCACCGCUGUCCCUGCCCAGUCAAAGGUCUCUGCUGAGCGCUGCGAGAAUCUGUGGUUGGAUCUGGAGCAGGAGCUGGUUGCACAGCUGCAGCAGGCAGAGUGCACUACCAAGGUGCAACUGGAGGACAUGAGGGCUCAGCUGGAUAAAGAUGGACAGCUGUGGAGUGAGGAGAUGGCUCUGGUGCAGGCCUGUCUCAAACAUCUGAGCGAACAGCAGAUGACAAUCCUGCGAGCCAUGUUGGCCAGACAGAGCUACACACUCAACAGCAACGUGUGGAAGUUGAUAGAGAAGAAACAUGAGCACCUGUUGGUGGCGGUGCAGAGGUACUUUGUGGUCAGGCACUUCUGUUUGCACAUGCUGAAGGAAAUGAGGCUGUCCAAGCUGAAAGCACUCUCUCAGACUGAUUUCAGGGCUGUGCUAAUGGAAGAUCCCAGUAAAAGCCAGUCCUGUGUCAAUUCAGCUCUCAAGAAUAGCAGUGCCAGCCUAGCAGAGAGGCAUCUGGGUCCAGAGAGUCAGCUGGUGGGCCACAGCUUCCAGCAGGAGUUUCUGUCUGAACUGGAAACAGGGACGGAGCUUCUUCAGAGCCAUGCACAGCUGGUGUUGGGCAACGCCCUCAGCCACGCCAUCCAACAGAUGAUGGAGACCCCACCCACUGAACCGCAGACCUCUCCCAAACAGGACGAUGGCUUGAAGCACUACCUGACAGAGGCUGCCUCGGAGAGUGUGUAUGUGACCAAAGAUUCUCUCACUGCACUGGUCCAAAGCUACUAUUCCCACCUACAGGACAUCAUCAAGAAAUUACAGCAGGAUCAGUCAAACAUAAACCACGAGGUGAAUGAGAACCAUGAGAGGAGCAGUCAGCUGAACAGAUCCUUGCUGAGGGAGCUGGUGAACUGGGGCAAAAAACCCAACUCGGCUGAGUUUCAACAGAGGGUUGAACUCCACAAAAGGAGGGUGUUGGAGCAGUGUGAUCUGGACCAGGAAACGAUAUAUGAGGAACUGAGGUGGAAGAAAGUAGCCCAGGAUCAGAACAUGGAAAAGAUCAAAGCCCAGCUGCUGGAGGCAGAAGAAAGCUUCAUAACUGAGCUGGCAGCCUUGGCCCGGGUCUCUCUCCACAGCCCAGACCCAGAACCCAGCGGUGAGGAGGACAACACUGGUAAUGAGAGUGCUACUAUAUUGGACCUGUUGUCCCUGAACCCAGCAUUAGAUCCUGCCUUGAAUCCUUCACUGACCCCAACGAUUGUAACUCCAGUGGUGAAAUCAAAACCAAAGAAGAAAAGAGAACGAGAAUCUCAUCUCAGCUGAAAUCUUAACACAGUACUGUUCACAUAUUCAUGCAGUCAUGUCCUGUAAAAAAGUUUACUCUUAUUAUAGUUGGUGCAUCAGGAAGUAAUGCCACUACUGGUCUGCUGGUACCAAUUGUGUUGUUAGGAAGGUACCUCAGCUUUGUUUGCAUUAAGCCAGAGGGAUCUGUCCUAAUUUAUGUAUAAGUGGACUGUCUAGUCUAAUUUAAAAUUUUCUAGAAGUGUGCUUGAAUUAGGUUACUGAAAUAUUGCAAUGGUGACAAAAACAAUGUAUUUUUCUCAAUUAGUUGGUAUUUUUGUAAAUUCCAUGUACUGUCAAAAAUCCAAUAAAAUAACAAAGCAGAUUAUCUUUUUAAUGCAUUA